Messenger RNA from Vigna unguiculata (cowpea), 1719 nucleotides. RefSeq lists its product as uncharacterized. Lineage: Eukaryota; Viridiplantae; Streptophyta; Magnoliopsida; Fabales; Fabaceae. The record is from RefSeq and is a predicted model, not a curated record.
UGCCAUUGGAAAGCCUCACCAAAAAACUCUCACUCAUAACGUCUUCUUUACCUCAAUUGAUGGAGCUAAGAAUCAAAGCAAGGUUGAAAUUUUAAUUAAGGCCUAGUCUGAAAACCCUAAUAAAAAAGUAUUAUAACGGAGAAUACUUUGCAAACCAUGCCUACAGCAAUAGAAGAUGCCACCACCAGUUCAUCAUCACCUACUAUCCUAGAGGGUUGCUAUUGUCCUUGUCGGCUUAAUCAUUUUCUUUUAGCUUCUUUAAUAUUCGAUCAUUAGAUUCACAUCUUCAACAAGAAAUGUCAUAUCAGUGAGUUUGGCUGGACCAGGUCCUCCUUUCAAAUACGCUUUUUUCUUCAUAUUAGGACUCACUAGUCACUACCCUUAAACAGGAGUGAAUAUUGCCAUGGGAACAAACAGGGAGGAGCAUGGAGGAUCUGGGGUAACUUAUCAGGAAAUGGCAGAAGAAGAUGAAGCCAAGGACAUUCAGAAUGUUUCUGUAGGACCUAUACACAAAUUAAUAGCAGAGAAUCCCAAGUCAAACAGUAUGGUUAUUAAAAAACCACAUGUGGUGAUUCCUCCUCAUAUAAUAGCAGAAGCAAUAUCAAGGAUCCGUGAUAUUGACAUUAGAUGGUCAGGUCCAAUAACACAGAAAGAAAUGGAAUAUGUUGAACAGUAUGUGUUGGCAAAGUACCCUGAAUAUGCUGGCCUAAUAGAAGGAGAAGGGAAUGGCAUAGACUUGUCUAGCUUUAUCAUCAAUGAGGAGCCUUCAGAAGGCAUGUCAGAUGACAGGAAAAAGUCACCAAGAGGGACCUUUAGAGAACCUUUGUUUGGUAGUAAUCUCCCUGAAAUGGAUAGGACCCAGUUGGAGGCAUCAAGAUUACUGGAUAUUCUCACCAAAAAAUCCUCCUUUCCAGGGAGUUUCAUCUCAAUCCCAGAAAUCCAAGCCCAAAACAAGGUUUUGAAGCAUUGUGGGUUGCCUGAUCAUGAGUACCUGGUUCUCUUCACUCCAAGUUACAAGGAUGCAAUGAUGUUGGUGGGGGAGAGCUACCCUUUUGUCAGGGGAAACUACUACAUGACAAUUCUUAGGGAAGAGGAAGACUAUAUCAGAGAAUUUGCUUCUUUUAAGGAAUCCAAGGUGAUUCUGGCACCCAAAACUUGGUUGGAUUUGAGGAUAAGAGGGUCACAGCUGAGCCAAAAUUUCAGGAGGAAGUGUAAGGUUAGCCUGAAAGGGUUGUUUGCUUAUGAAGCAGAUGUGAAUGGGACAAAUCAUUGGGUCUCAGAGGCUCAUAGGAACUACUGGCAUGUUCUGCUUGAUGCCUCUGCAUUGGUGCUGGGAAAGGAUAGGUUUUGCCUUGGCCUUCAUAGGCCUGAUUUCUUAGUGUGUUGUCUUGAUAACACUCAUUCCAAUCCUUCAAGAAUCACUUGCCUCUUGGUGAGAAAGAAAUCUUUUGACACCUCCAAUGCUUCUUCUCAGGCCAAUUGAUGGGUCAGAAUCAGUAAUAGUUGAACUGCAUUGUCUUAACUUGUAUCAUGAACUCGGUUUAACAGUAAAUUUUCAUGGAGUAUUCUGUAGAUUCAAUAAAACUUUUGACACAUACAGAGAAAACCCACUAUGAUUGGUUCAGAUGUAAUUCGGUAUUUGUGUUUGUGAUUGAUUCCUGAUCGUUUGGGCGGUUUAUAUUUUACUAGAAGGUGAAAUUGUGAUCCAUGCUUGGUUUU